CAUUUUAUUUACUCCUUAUUUUUUUAAAAAAAAAAUUUUAACAUUAUUAAUUCCUUGUAAUGGCAUAAAAUGCAGAUAAAACAGUAUAUCAAUAUAACACAAUCUCUGCAUUUCUGAACAAAUUAAUGCAUUAUUGAUUAAAUAUAUAUAUAUAUAUAAUAUUCUUGCACCAACUUAAUCCCUGUUUAUUAAAAAGGGCAAAUUUUGUCCUAAUUUUUAAUUAAUAUACGCUUAUUUAAAUAAAAAUUAAAUCUUGGUUAAACUGUUUUCUAUGCUUUAUGUGUUUAACAAGUAAUAAUAUCAUCAAUCCAUUAAUUUUGAUUCUUAAUUUCUUUUUUUUUAUAAUUAACUUUUUAAAUAAAAAAUUUCACAAAAUUCCAACUUGACUGUCAGGUUAUCAACGGCCCAAAAACUAUAACCCAAACCCUUGAUAACGAGCCCAAGAUAGUUUGGACGAAAUUCAUUUUCCAGCAACGACCAAAAAGUAACAAACUUUCAUGUCUACCAGCUCUCUUCUUCUUCUCAACCCAAUAGUUCUCCAAAAUGCAGUACCAAAAAUUCCUCUCAAUUCCAAUCUUUGCUGUGUUUUUUUUGAUGGGUUUUGUUUAUUAUAUCACAGUUUUCAUUUUCAUUGAAGAUUGGGUUGGUUUGCAGAGCUCAGCUGGAUCAUUAAAUGCCAUGAUCUUCACUUUCUUGGCUUCUCUAUGUCUCUUCUCUUUUUCUGCUGGCGUUCUUACUGACCCAGGUUAUGUUCCUUCUUCUUAUCUCCCUGAUGUUGAAGAUAGUUCUUCUGUCUCAGAUGAAGAACCCAAGAAAAAUGGUGUGCAAUCAAAAUAUUGUGACAAAUGUGCUGCUUAUAAGCCUCCCAGGGCUCAUCACUGCCGGGUUUGCAGAAGAUGCAUACUAAGGAUGGUAGGCUGUAUUUAUUUUAGCAAUUUUUAUGACCAUCAUUGCCUGUGGAUAAAUAAUUGUGUUGGUUAUUGUAACUAUAAAGCUUUCUUCAAUCUUAUACUUUAUGCAACCAUCGGUAGCAUCCACUCCACAAUAAUCAUAAUAAGCUGUGCCUGUCAGAAGGACUGGAAUUACAGUGGAAGAACUCCCCUCAAAAUUUUUUAUGUUGCUUGUGGAGCAAUGAUGGUUGCAUUAUUUGCAACACUUGGGACUCUCUUAGGUUGGCAUAUCUACCUAAUAACUCACAAUAUGACAACCAUAGAGUAUUAUGAAGGAAUACGAGCUACAUGGUUGGCUAAGAAAUCUGGGCUGAGCUAUCGUCAUCCAUUUGAUCUUAGCGUUUACAAAAAUAUUACCCUGGUAUUGGGUCCCAACAUGCUGAGAUGGUUAUGGCCGGCAUCAAUUAGUCAUCUGAAAGAUGGAGUUAGCUUCCCUACUUCACGUGAUACUUGAUAGAUAUUUUCCAAAUCCACCCAGGUCGUUGCAGGAUUAGUGUUAUUCCAUGCUUGUUAUCACACGGUGAAGAUUUUGCAUUGUGUUCAUAUUAUCACAUUGUUUCAAGAGGAGAAAGGAUAUGUUCAGGGAGUUGUUGGCCUAACUAGGAGGGAAGUGGCCAACCAGAGAUCCACACAGUGACAUGCGUGCUUUGUCUAGCCUGAUAAAACUAGCUCGUUUUUUUGGUUCCUUUUUUGAAAUUAUUUUCUACUCCCUUUAUAAAGGAAUUUUGUACAGUAAACAUUGUAACAUAAUACAGUAUGCAGUUGAUAUAGGCUACAAGGUGCAAGUAAUUUGUGUAAUUAACAUGAAAUGUGUAAAUGUUUUGACUUCAACC
Theobroma umbraticum is the source of this 1783-nucleotide messenger RNA. RefSeq names its product DHHC-type zinc finger family protein. The record is from RefSeq and is a predicted model, not a curated record. NCBI's taxonomy places the organism in Eukaryota, Viridiplantae, Streptophyta, Magnoliopsida, Malvales, Malvaceae. Gene Ontology annotation, molecular function: palmitoyltransferase activity.